UCACCCGAACCCAAACAGCCACUGUGGAGUUCAACACCCAGCACACCCGUACGUACCUAGGACGUACACGCAUGUUGUCCCCACGGAAGUGACAUCAUAGAGGACGAGUCCGGUUUGUGGAGGUCCUGAAGCCGGCCGAUACCCUGAUAUUCAUCAACUUAGAUAAACACAGCUCGAUCCCAAGAUCUCCCAUCAUUCAUCAAGAUCGCCAUACUAGUACACAAUGUGCUAUUCACACACAUCAAUCCAUCUUAUAACAUGUCCCUCUUCAUUGGGUCGGUCGAUACAUUCGAACACUCGAUGUAAACGCUGUCGUUGUCAGCAGCGACGUACAAAAGCCAAGUCCUCGUCAAAAUCUCCCGCAAGAAGAUCAAAACAUGAACAAUCACGUCUACAGUGCGGCGACCAAUCAUCCGAAUGCGUUGGCCAUCCACUCGGCAAUGUCACUGUAUUCCAAACAUCAGCCAUAGCCCCGACGUUAUCGAAUGAAACCGAAUCCCCUCAUGGUAGAUGUCACCUAGAUGCGCCAUGCUGUUUACAUAAAGAUCUGGAAUCAUCGCACAGCGUGUUGCGCACAGCCUCACAGCACGAGGCUAUGAGCAAGCCAGAAGGUCUGGGAGUCUCAAACACGAAGGCCAGGCGCAAAAGCCAUCAGUCAAGACAACAACAUCAUCGCCGGCAGGACAGGCGGCAUUGGCAAAGGACUUUCGCCCAACCCACAAACAUGUCAUGCACGUCCUGCCAGACUGAAGAGACACCGCGAUGGCGCGAGGGUCCAGCAGGACCUCGAACACUGUGCAAUUUCUGUGGCCUAAUAUAUGCGAAGCGACAACAGAAACACCACGCAGAACCAUCAAGUUAUUGCUUUAGCUCUGAAUAGUGCAUCAAUCCUCACAACUGUCUCCGGUUGAUGGUGAGAUCUUGGCAAAUACGUUAUUUGUUUACUUGCACGAUUGAAUGUUUAGACGUCUUGUUUGUAUAUCACGAGGGAGCAAAAGGAAAGAAAUGGAAAGGAGUUCCAGGUCUCUUUACACAUAUGCGUUAUCAAAAGGCAACAAUAACAAUAUAUUUAGA
This is a messenger RNA of Fusarium redolens, 1074 nucleotides long. RefSeq lists its product as uncharacterized. The transcript has 2 exons. Gene Ontology annotation, biological process: regulation of DNA-templated transcription. The record is from RefSeq and is a predicted model, not a curated record. The coding region runs from base 224 to 880 and encodes 218 amino acids. Gene Ontology annotation, molecular function: zinc ion binding; sequence-specific DNA binding. NCBI's taxonomy places the organism in Eukaryota, Fungi, Ascomycota, Sordariomycetes, Hypocreales, Nectriaceae.